UCCGUUGCAGUACUUGAUUUAACCUAAAAGUAAUCUAAACUGUCAUAAUGUAACUCCCGCUCACAUAUAAUCAAACUGUAGUUUAAAUAAAAGUGCUGCUCUGAGAGAAAAAUGUCGUGAAACUCUCUUUUAAAUGAACGUCUCUAGUUGUAGCCGUUUCACUUUACAUUUACUUUUUGUUACUUAGCAACAUUCGAUGUUAUUGUUAUUUUUCAUAAACAAACUCCAUUUGACAUUUCUCCUAAAUAAAAUAACACUAUUGCCCCAAUUAAAUUUAAAGUCCCAAAUAAAAGAAAAACCACGAAAACACCAAUACAUGUUAAGAGUACGCAAUUAUUCCUAUGCUCCGCAUUUGGAGCGAGAGGGACGUUUAAUAUGUCCACUUCCAUCGCCGCCCAAUAUUGAUCCCAACCGUGAAUGGUAUGCCAAUUUAAAACCCUAUGAACGUUUAUUUUACCACCAAACGCUUUCAUCGGUGCGAUGUAGUAAACGUUUUGUGGCCACAUCACAAAUCCCUAAGGAUUCGUUAGAUUUUCAAUUGCAAUCGCGUUAUGUGCACUCGCGAGAAAACUUUCCAGAAUCCGUGGAUUAUGUACUGCAAACCGAGACUUGCUGUCCAAUGCCACAAACAUUUCGGGUGCUUCGAAAUACGCGAGAUGUAAAAGUGCCAACACCUGAUAAAAUGGGUCAUCCAUUAAAAAUUGGUGGCAUUAAGGAGAAACUUUCACCGCACAGUGUUAAAUUAAUUAACAGCGGUCCUCACACGCAGUUGGUGAACAAUGGAUAUUCUCGCCAACCAGCAGAUGGCAAUUUCUUCCGUUAUUAAAAGCAGUUUGAAACAUUUGAUUCGGCCAUCAAAAAUCUGGAUAUGAUUUUAUUUCAUACAACAUUGUAAAAUCGCUAUAAAAAAUAUAUACUUUUUUUAGAUUAUCAAGACUCUA
Molecule: messenger RNA, 941 nt
Organism: Musca domestica (house fly)
Lineage: Eukaryota; Metazoa; Arthropoda; Insecta; Diptera; Muscidae
Product: cilia- and flagella-associated protein 276-like
Exons: 2
Coding region: 197-826 (209 amino acids)
Source: RefSeq, a predicted model, not a curated record